This is a messenger RNA of Equus quagga, 2472 nucleotides long. RefSeq names its product SH2 domain containing 3A (gene SH2D3A). Gene Ontology annotation, biological process: positive regulation of peptidyl-serine phosphorylation; small GTPase-mediated signal transduction. The coding region runs from base 200 to 1936 and encodes 578 amino acids. Gene Ontology annotation, molecular function: guanyl-nucleotide exchange factor activity; phosphotyrosine residue binding. The record is from RefSeq and is a predicted model, not a curated record. Lineage: Eukaryota; Metazoa; Chordata; Mammalia; Perissodactyla; Equidae. The transcript is spliced from 10 exons.
CUCGGUUGCCGCCAGGCGCUGCCGGUGACGGCCGGACCUGGCUGGGGCGGGGAGGGUGGGGCCCGGAGCCGCACAGCCUCAGGCUUGGGCUCGGCCCCAACUUCUUGGGAGCUCCGCGGGUCCCGGCCCAGAUGCAGAAGACUGAGGCCUGUUGACAGUCCAGAGCUCAGCCCCUGCACCCUCUGCACCCAAGAGCUCCAUGCAGGUGCCACAGGAUGGAGAGGACAUUGCCAGCCAACCCUGGUACCAUGGCCCCCUGUCCCGCCAGAAGGCUGAAGCCCUCCUUCAGCAAGAUGGUGACUUCUUGGUUCGUGCCUCUGGGUCCCGUGGGGGCCACCCUGUGAUCUCCUGCCGCUGGCGGGGCUCGGCCCUACACUUUGAAGUGCUCCGUGUGGCCCUGCGUCCCCGGCCAGGCCGGCCCACGACCCUCUUUCAGCUGGAGGAUGAACGUUUCCCAAGCCUGCCAGCCCUGGUUCGCAGCUAUGUGACCGGCCAGCGCCCACUGUCCCAGGCCACAGGGGCUGUGGCCUCCAGGCUGGUGGCACGGCAAAGGCCUAUUCGACAUAGCCUUAGCGAGGACACCCUCCUAGACAGCCCAGCUCAGAUAGAGCCACUCAGGGCUCGGAAGAGGAGUGACAGUCAGCCAGCAGGCUUGGAGCAUAUGGGACAGUCAAGAGAAGGCCUCUCCGGACCAGGAGCCUCUGCUGUGCCCCUAUCUGCCCUGCCUCGGACGGGUAGUGACCCUGUAUUGCUGACGACCCCAGCUCCCCUGGGAUCCAUUGCUGACAGCCUCAGGGCCUCCGAUGGGCAGCUUCACACCAAGGCCCCAAACAAGCCACCUCGAACACCGUCCCUUAUGCUGCCUGAUGCCUCUGGACGCCCCCCCACAUACUGUGAGCUGGUGCCUCGAGUGCCCAGUGCCCAGAGAACACCCGCUGGCCACAGCUGCCCAGAGCCAGAGGCCCCGUGGUGGGAGGCUGAGGAGGAGGAGGAGGAGGACGAAGAGAACAGAUGUUUUUCAAGACCACAGGCCGAGGUCUCCUUCUGCCCCCCUGACAACCCCUUCUGCAUGCUGGGCCCCCAGAAUCGGCCCCUGGAACCCGAAGUCCUGCGUACUCUUCGGGGCCUGUUCCUGGAGCAUCAUCCUGGGAGCACCGCCCUCCACCUGCUACUGGUGGACUGCCAGGCCACAGGGCUCCUGGGAGUGACCAAGGCUCAGCGGGACGCCAUGGGGGUCGCCUCCGGCCUGGAGCUGCUCACACUUCCCCAUGGGCGCCGCUUGAGGUUGGAACUGCUGGAGAGGCACGAGGCCCUGGCGCUGGCCGGGGCGCUGGCGGUGCUGGGCUGCGCGGGGCCGCUGGAGGAGCGCGCGGCCGCCCUGAGGGGCCUGGUGGAGCUGGCACUGGCACUGCGGCCAGGGGCGGCGGGGGACCUGCCCGGACUGGCCGCGGUCAUGAGUGCCUUGCUCAUGCCCCAGGUGUCCCGGCUGGAACGCACGUGGCGCCAGCUCCGAAGGAGCCACACCGAGGCUGCGCUGGCCUUCGAGCAGGAGCUGAAGCCGCUGAUGCGGGCGCUGGAUGAGGGCGCCGGACCCUGUGACCCGGGCGAGGUGGCGCUGCCGCACGUGGCACCCGCGGUGCGCCUGCUGGAGGGCGAGGAACUCCCGGGGCCGCUCGACGAGAGCUGCGAGCGCCUGCUGCGCACCCUGCACGGGGCGCGUCAGAUGGCCCGGGACGCGCCCAGGUUCCGCAAGGCGGCGGCCGGGCGCCUGCGAGGAUUCCGUCCAGACCCGGAGCUGAGAGAGGCCCUAACCACUGGCUUCGUGCGGAGGCUGCUCUGGGGGAGCCGGGGCGCGGGGGCGCCGCGGGCCGCCCGUCUGGAGAAGUUCCAGCGCGUCCUCAGCGUCCUGUCGCAGCGCCUGGAGCCCGACGGCUGAAAGCACAAAUCACCUUCUUCACACUGGGACACCCAGGCUUCUGGGGACCCUGACUGGAGACCAAGGAAGUCGCCGCAGGUUGCUCCUACAGCCUAAAGGGGUGGGGCCCCGCAAAUGCCUCACAGAAGGGAGGGAGGCCAGGUUUGCAAGGACUCAUCCUGUCCCCCCAAAAUGGACACGAAUCUUGGGGUGGGGGCAGCCACCAGCACACUGAAGUCCCAGGUGCCUGGAGGUUCCAGAUACCCUUUCCCGCUCCCCACCCCCCUACACACAUAUCCCACGGUGGUGAACCUAUGGCUUUUAAUGGUAAGAGAACUUGCAGAUCUGUAAGAGGCCAGCGUUCAGCUGUCUUUGAAAUGCUGUGUGACUUCCAGCAGAUCACUUGACCUCUCUGUGCCUCACCUUCCACAUGAAAGUAAGACUGAGUACUUUCUAGGCGUUCUGGUGGGGAUUAAAGCUCAACACUGAAAUGAGUUCCUGGGUGGAGAAUGCCUGGCAUACAAUGGGUGCUCAAUAAACCAUAUCUGUUCUCAGUA